AUGUCAGCCCGGCGAGGCAGGCUAUCCUCCAACCUUGACAAAGAAGUCUAUCAAGUGGUUCGCAGGAUCUUGGACGAACGAGCUCAGUACGACAAUAGUGCGCCUUCAUCUAAAACGCUAAAUUUCGCUCAGAUCUACGAUGAAAUCCGAAAUUCGAAUUCGAGUUUGAACCGGAAGCCUAAGAAAUUGCUCGAGGACAGUGUCGCACGCGUGCUUGACACGAUUCGCGCCGAUGAAGAUGCCGAGCAGGAUGAGUCGGACGAGAUUUUAGACGUGCCUGAGACUGCGCAAAGGGACAGUACAGUCGCCAGGACAUCAAAUGGCCUCAAUAGAAGUAUUGUCGGAGCUUGGUCUUCAAACAAUGGCGCGCCAUCGCGAUCUGGCAGUGCAGCCUCGAAUCCGGAGCGUAAACCAAGAGAACGAGAGCAGGGACGAGAUCGGCAGGUAAAUGGCGAGCCCGUACCGAAGAAGAGAAAGAUUGAGAAAGAAAGAAUCAUUGACAAAUCAUAUCCUACUCAUGUCUCUUUCGACGACAUGGGAGGCGUAGAGCCGGUAGCAAAAGAGCUCAUUCGUCUUCUUGCACUCCCUAUGAAGAGGCCAGAGUUCUUUACAAGUCAGAGACUACAGCCUACAAGAGGCAUUCUCCUGCAUGGACCUCCAGGCUGUGGCAAGACUAUGCUGGCUAACGCUUUAGCAGCAGAACUAAAAGUGAACUUCAUCAAUAUCUCUGCACCGUCUAUAGUAUCAGGCAUGUCUGGCGAGUCUGAGAAAGCGCUUCGUGACCAUUUUGAAGAAGCAAAGCGAUCCGCGCCAUGUUUGAUGUUUAUUGAUGAAAUCGAUGCCGUGACACCAAAGCGAGAGAACGCGCAGCGAGAAAUGGAGAAGAGAAUCGUUGCUCAACUUCUGACUUGCAUGGACGACCUCGACCUUGCAAAGACUGAUGGCAAGCCAGUGGUAGUGCUAGCUGCCACCAAUCGUGUCGAUAGUCUCGAUCCAGCUCUACGUCGAGGUGGACGCUUUGACAAGGAAAUCAUAAUGCCUGUACCCAAUGAAAAGGUAAGGGAGCAGAUCUUGCGUUCUCUGACCAAGGAUUGGAACCUCAGUGAUGAUAUUGACUUUCAAAUGCUUGCUGUGCGAACACCGGGCUGCGUGGGAGCUGAUUUGAGAGAUCUUGUGAAUACUACUGUGAAUGUAGCGAUCAACCGAUAUCUCGACACUGUCGAAGAAAUUGCAGCACGGGAAGAUAGCACUUCAAAAACAGAUGGAGCUGCUGGAAACGACAUGGAUAUCGAUUCUCUACCCACAAGCGCGAACAAUUCCUCCCAUCACAAUGUCCAUCCAGACCUUCAGUCCUCACGACGAAUUCUAAGCUAUUUGAGUUCUCAUUCAACAUCAUCUACAACCACCUCAGAAACACCCACUUCCAGCCUUCCAAACCUCCCAACAAACACCCUAAUCACCUCCACUGACUUCCUCACCGCCCUCCCUCGAAUCCAACCCUCCGCCCUCCGCGAAGGCUUCGCCACAACCCCUUCCACAACCUUCGCCGACAUAGGCGCCCUCCAAUCCCACAUCGACACCCUCAAAAACACCCUCAUCCGUCCCAUCAUCUACCCCUCCCUCUUCGCCUCCCUCGGCCUCCGCAGCACCGCCAGUGUUCUCCUCUGGGGUCCACCAGGCAACGGUAAAACCCUCCUCGCAAAAGCAGUCGCCAACGCCUCUCACGCAAACUUCAUCUCCGUCAAAGGGCCCGAACUCCUCAACAAAUACGUCGGAGAGAGCGAACGAGCCGUACGCACAUUGUUCUCGCGAGCACGCAGCAGCGUUCCCGUAAUCAUCUUCUUCGACGAGCUGGACGCGCUAGUUCCGCGACGAGACGGCAUGAACAGCGAAGCGAGUAACAGGGUCGUCAACACUCUCCUCACUGAACUCGACGGCGUCGGCGCAAGCAGAGAGGGUAUCUACAUCAUCGCCGCCACUAAUCGUCCCGACGUCAUCGAUCCAGCCAUGCUACGCCCCGGUCGUCUCGAAACCCUCCUCUACGUCGGCCUGCCAGGCGAAGAAGAUCGAGUCGACAUCCUAAGAACGCUCUGCAAACGCUUUGAAACCCUCGAAUUCUCGGAACAGCUAGCCGAGUUGGCGAGGAGUUGCACGCGCUUCAGUGGUGCGGAUCUGGAGAGUCUUGUGCGACAGGCGAGUUAUGCUGCUAUUGAUCGGUUUUGUAGGGAGAAUGAAGCAGCGAAUGUACCGAGUAAGGGAGGUGCUUUGAUUACGUUGGAGGAUUUUCGGGUGGCUAAGGACAAGGUGCAGCCAAGUGUGAGUGCUGAGGAGCAUGUGCGGUUCAAGGUGUUACAGGAGAAACUUGGUGGGAAGGGCUGA
Molecule: messenger RNA, 2379 nt
Organism: Lithohypha guttulata
Lineage: Eukaryota; Fungi; Ascomycota; Eurotiomycetes; Chaetothyriales; Trichomeriaceae
Gene: RIX7
Product: Ribosome biogenesis ATPase rix7
Exons: 1
Coding region: 1-2379 (792 amino acids)
Biological process (GO): ribosome biogenesis
Cellular component (GO): nucleus
Molecular function (GO): RNA binding; ATP binding; preribosome binding
Source: RefSeq, a predicted model, not a curated record